GAUACACUUGAAACUUCAAAAGCUUCUUCAACCCUCAGUUCACCUUUUCGACGUCGGAAAAUUCUAUAAACCCAGAAAUUCUCCAAAAAUCGGAGCAGCCUUCGCAAGUCGAAACAUCUCUCAACGGUUUCCGGCGACAGCCACGGUCGACGGUGCAAUCUGCGAUGAAAAUAGCUGUAGAAGGAUGCAUGCAUGGAGAUUUGGACAAUGUAUAUGCUACUCUUUUACACCUGCAAGAAGUUGAGCAAAUCAAGAUUGAUCUUCUCAUUUGCUGUGGGGAUUUUCAGGCUGUUCGGAAUAAGAAAGAUCUCGAAAGCUUAAAUGUACCACUUAAGUAUCAGGCCAUGAAUUCUUUCUGGAAGUAUUACUCGGGGGAGAAAGUUGCACCGUUUCCAACUAUAUUUAUUGGUGGAAAUCAUGAAGCGUCAAACUAUCUAUGGGAAUUAUAUUUCGGGGGAUGGGCUGCGCCGAAUAUAUACUUUCUUGGAUUUGCAGGAAUAGUCAAGUUUGGCAAUGUUCGUAUCGGUGGACUUUCUGGAAUUUAUAAAGCAAAUCACUAUCGUUUAGGACACUUUGAGAAGCUGCCUUACAACGACCAAGAUAUACGGUCUAUAUAUCAUGUUCGUGAGUAUGAUGUUCAUAAACUGAUGCAAGUUCAAGAACCAAUUGAUAUAUUUCUUACUCAUGAUUGGCCUGUCGGUAUUACUGACCACGGGGAUUCAGAAAAACUUAUACGCCAAAAACCUCAUUUCACACAAGAGGUUAUGGAAGGAAGAUUGGGAAGUAGAGCUGCAGCCGACUUGAUGGCCAAGUUGAGGCCUUCACAUUGGUUUUCUGCACAUUUACACUGUAAAUUUUCUGCUCUUGUUCAGCACGGAAAUAACGGCCCUGUCACAAAAUUUCUUGCCCUCGAUAAGUGCCUCCCUGGACGAAAAUUUCUACAAGUUAUCGAAAUUGAAUCAGGGGCAGGGCCUUUUGAUCUUCAGUACGAUGAAGAAUGGCUUGCAGUAACAAAAAAAUUCACCCCAAUUUUUCCUCGUACUAGAAUGCGUGCAAACUUUAGCGAUGCUAAGCUGAACAUAGAGGAGUGCCGCCGAUUUGUCAGGAAUAAGCUUCAAACACGAGGCAGCAAACCUUUUGAAUUUGUUCGAACUGCGCCAUGUCAUAAUCCUUCUCAAUCUGUUGCUAACAACAAUUUUUCUUCUGGACAUUGUCGAAACCCUCAAUCGGAAGCUCUCUUACAGUUGCUUGAACUCCAAUAUUGUCUAGAUACUUCUUCUACUCAAGUAGAGAAGCUAUAUCAAAGCCCACUUUUACCCACAGGAUCCGUUGAUUAUAAUAGUGAAGAUAUUCCAAUUGACGAUGAAGAUGAAGAUGAUGUCGACGAACUCCAGGAAAAGUAUGAUGGAAAAGUAUAGUGUUUAGUCAAAGCUUCAAGGAUAAAUGUGUUGGAUUACAAAUGUUGUACUAAUUUAUCAGGAAACAGCAGCCAUGAAUGUAGAAUGAGUAAAUUUUGUUAUCGUGCAAUAUCUCACAACUACAUGGUAAUUAAGGGGUUUAAGAUAUAGGUACCUGGUGACAAAAUUUAUUAGUACUAAAUGACAACCUAUUUAAAUUUUUGCUAAAAAUCCAUUCCAAAAA
Messenger RNA from Erythranthe guttata (spotted monkey flower), 1641 nucleotides. RefSeq names its product debranching enzyme 1 (gene DBR1). Gene Ontology annotation, molecular function: RNA lariat debranching enzyme activity. Gene Ontology annotation, cellular component: nucleus. Lineage: Eukaryota; Viridiplantae; Streptophyta; Magnoliopsida; Lamiales; Phrymaceae. The record is from RefSeq and is a predicted model, not a curated record. Gene Ontology annotation, biological process: mRNA splicing, via spliceosome.